AUGGCUUUGCAGGUGGUGCAAGCACUCUUUUUGAAAUGGUGUGAGACUCCUCAGCAAUCAAGGCUACAAGCCCUAAUAACACGUGACAACAUCCUCACCUCGGAGUCUUUCGAGCAAAGCUCAAAGGAGCUUAUCUCAUUCGCCACCAUUUCGAUAUUCAGUGGUCAGCCAGUUGUUGCAAAUAGACUGUUGGAGAAAGUGUUCCAAGUCCCAGGGUUCACAACUUCGCCCGAAGAACAGUUGAUUUUUGAACUCUUCUGGCACUCAUUCACCGGAAGGCCUGCCAAUACUCCAUGGAAUGCAUGGGAUAAGCUUCCAAUGAACGGGCCAAAUCGGCCUCGCAGUGCUACAUUUCCCCUGCAUGUCUACUUCAUCUUGGCAAACUAUCUGGGUCAUCGAGAGAAGGCUAGAGAGAUCCUGAGGUCAGAAAGCCAACAGCAUCAAUUCGAUUUCCCCGCUUUCCUGAACGUCCCAGAAGUGUACAAAUUCAUGGCAACUUCAAUUGAAGACCCUCUAGCCAAGAUCUUGGAUGAAAGUGUAAUUAGGGAAACAGAAACGAUCCUACAUGCCGCCCUGGAUGCUCGAAUGAAAUCUGGGUGGAAACGACCUUUGCACGAUAUCUCCAUGACGGAGCUGCUUCGCCGCUUCUCCGAGGCAGCCUUCUUUGUGCACCAAGACGAGUACAUGGAGAAUGACAUUCAGAGCUCCAAAGACAUCCUCUGCUCUCCACUCACACUCAAUGAAAUUGAAGACAUUGAGAUAAAACUGGGAUCACUACCAACAGAUAUCAAAGAAAUUGCGUUGGUUGCUGAUGGCUUUCACGGCGGCUGGGAUUUCGCAGGUGGCUGGCCUGGCAUUCAGCGCUUGCACAAAGACUGCGCUGCAGAAUAUGAAACGUUCCUAGGAUACGAUCCUCCACCUGUUCAGGAGACACAAACAAUCUAUCGAUUGGAUGGAAGUACCUAUGAGGUUACUGUGAAUGUUAUUCGCUCUAGUACAAGAGAAGAAUGUUUAAAAAGGGGGUGGGGAGAUGUUCUUGUUGGUGAACGUGGCAGAGAAUGUGAAGAGUUUGUACAUGUGCUUUGUCCUCCAAGUGUCUGGGAAAAGUAUCAAGAGAGCAAAGGCAUUCGGGUCAAACAGGGAGAGUAUGCUUACGUGAGCUACGAUCAUUUGACAGAGGGCGGCGAAGAAGUUUAUGGUUCUGUGAGAGCUUGGAUUGCAGCAGAGACGUUGGACCUUGAGAGGUAUGUGGCAGUGGGCAUAAGAGCAGAACGCCUUGAAUGAGAGAUCGCCAUCGAUACAUGAAGUCAGAUGGGAAUCAAGGCUCACACUAGUAGUUUUGAGAGGAAG
Molecule: messenger RNA, 1350 nt
Organism: Mollisia scopiformis
Lineage: Eukaryota; Fungi; Ascomycota; Leotiomycetes; Helotiales; Mollisiaceae
Exons: 2
Coding region: 1-1284 (427 amino acids)
Source: RefSeq, a predicted model, not a curated record